Molecule: messenger RNA, 1194 nt
Organism: Grosmannia clavigera kw1407
Lineage: Eukaryota; Fungi; Ascomycota; Sordariomycetes; Ophiostomatales; Ophiostomataceae
Product: proline-actin-associated protein
Exons: 4
Coding region: 1-1194 (397 amino acids)
Molecular function (GO): actin binding
Source: RefSeq, a predicted model, not a curated record
AUGCCUUGCAAUGCGCUUCUCGGUGACAUCCACAAAGGCAGAGCCCUCAAGAAAACCGUGACCAACGACCGGUCUGCGCCCAUCGUCGGCAAGGUCUCUGGAGGCGCUGGUCCUUCACCUUUGGGCGGUGGCGCUCCAGCUGUUCCUCGGCCUCCUGGCCCCAGCAGCAACGGCCUGAACCCUCCGUCUAUGGCCAGCCGGGCCCGCAGCAACAGCGAGCAUGUAGGCGGCGCCGACAUGAGCGCGCCGCAGCUCGGUGGCCUCUUUGCCGGCGGCAUGCCAAAGCUGCGAAAGACUGGAGGAGGUGUCAAGACUGGAGCCGUGUCCCAUCUAUCCGAUUCCGAAGACAACUCGCGAAAGAGUGCUCCUCGACCACCGACCUUCUCGGCCCCAAAACCACCUGCCAGCGCCGCUCCUCCGAUUCCUGGCCGGCCUUCUUUUCCCGCCCCGAGUAUACCUCCUCCACCACCAGUCUCGGCACCGCCCACACCAGCUCCGGCUCCUCAUCCUCAUUCCCAUUCUCAGCCUCAUCAUAGCGGUCCAACAUUCCACCCGUCCAUUGUGAACCUGCGCAAACCCUCUGGCCGAACCGACAUGUUGCGACCAAACUCUUCGGCUUCUCAGAUCGUCCUCAACAAGGGUCCUCCUCCUCCCAUCGGCAAGAAGCCACCACCUCCACCCGGCUCUAGGAAGCCCUCGUCGUCUGUGUCCACGCCUCCUGUCCUGCCACCAUCUCAUCCGCCGCCACUUCCCUCGUCGGCAGCUCCUGCCAUCCCGUCGGCACCUGCUCCGCCUGUGCCCCAGGCACCCACGACGACAUCAUCUCUGCUUCCGCCGGCUCCGUCCACUUCGACGUCCGUCUCCCUCUCUCCGCUGAUCAGCAGCAAAACUGCCAACCACCUCGCGGCCGUGCCGCCGCCAAUGCGCGUGUCUAUGCUGGACCCGUCUGCCUACACGCUGUCGUCCAACGGAAGCAGCGGCGCGCCCGGUCCAUCGCCAACGCGUAACGGCGGUGGCACCGUGUCGCCACGGGCACAAUCCAGUGGAACGGGGCGCUACAUUGUGCAGGAUACCCGGUGGCGCUUUAUAAGCGACGACCAGCUGCCCAAGGCACGUGAGUUUCAGGCCGGCAUCAAGCGCUAUCGGGCCGGACGGGGUAGCAGUGUACCGCUCGACUUGAGCUCGCUGACGUAG